AUGGCGCAGACCGUGGCGGACCUGGACUUUGACCCGAUCGCGCUCCUCGAGCAGGAGCUCGGCUCCAACGAUCGGUCCGCGCGGCUGCGGGCCGUCAAGGGCCUGCCGGCGCUCGCGACGGCCUGCGGCGUCGAGGUCACGCGGACCAAGAUCCUGAGCAUCCUCGCGGAGCACGUCCGCCAGGAGGAGGAGGACGAGGUCCAGUACCGCAUCGCCAUGGCGCGCCUCCUCGGGGACUUCAGCGCCCUGCUCGGCGGGGACCAGCACGGCGCCCUGCUCUUCGACCUGCUGCAGAGCCUCGCGCGCAUCGAGGAGACCAUGGUCCGCGCCAAGGCCGUCGCGUCGCUGUCGUCGGUCUUCGCGUCGGUCGACGUGUCGUCCGGCGGCGCGGAGGUCGGCGCGUCGGCCGUGAAGAUCGUGAGCGGCAUGGCGGACCCCGGCGCCGACGCGACGGGCUUCGGCGCCAAGGUGUCCGCGGCGUCCGUCUGCGCGGCGGCCGCGGCGCUCCUCGAGCGCUGCGGCGUCGACGAGGCCGUGAAGAAGGAGCUCCGGGACGUCUACGCGCGCAUCUGCGCCGACGACGCGCCCAUCGUGCGCCGGGCCGCGGCCCACGAGCUCGCGGCCAUGUGCGAGGCCGUCGCGGGCGCCGAGGCCUUCGACGGCGACCUGAGCGCGACGGCGAUGAAGCUCAUCGGCGACGAGCACGACGCGGUGCGCCUCAUCGCCGUGGAGCAGCUCGGGCGCGUGCUCGGGAGCGAGCGCUGCGCGGCGGCGGCGGCCAAGUGGGCGUCGGGCGCGCGCGCGCGCCUCGCGGACGACGCGCGCGCGGCGGCCGCCGCGGGCGACGGCGACGACGCGGAGCCCGCGGAGGAGCCCUGGUACGCCUACGAGCCCGGCGUCCACGUCGUGGCCACGGCCCACGUCGACGCGUCCUGGCGCGUGCGCGAGUCCCUGGCCAAGUCGUUCGCGGGCUACGUCGCGUACGCGCGACGGUCCGUGCCCGACGACGGCGUCGGCGGCUGCUCGAAGCUCGACCUGGGCCUGGGCCUGCUCAGCAUGUUCGCGGCGCUCUUCGACGACGCCGAGGUCGAGGUGCGCGUCGCGGCGCACAAGUCGACGAACGACGUCGCGGCGACGUGGUCGGCGUGCUUCGCGCGGCACGGCGACUGCGUCGAGGCCGCGGGCCGCGGCGCGGACGCGCCGGAGCUCAAGGUGCGCAUGGCCGCGGCCUGCGCGCUGACGAAGCUCCUGGCGACGCUGACGCCGCUGCAGGCGCCGGGCGCCGCGGGCCCGCCGCCGCCGGCCGACGCCGCGGAGCUCGCCAAGGCGCAGCGCGCGCUCUUCGACGUCGUCGAGGCCAAGCUCUUCGCCGACGAGCACGUCGACGUGCUCCUGGCGACGCUGCGCGAGCUCGCCGUGGCCGUGCCGCUGCUCGAGGGCGACAGCGCCGCGCGCGUCGCGGCGCUCGUCGAGUCGACGGCGCACGACAACUGGCGGGUCCGCGCGGCGCUCAACGGCGCGCUGCCCGCGGUGGCCCUGGCCCGGGGCAAGGACGCCUUCGAGGCCCAGCUCCUCGAGGGCUUCGUGCGAUCCUUCCAGGACCGCAUCUCCGAGGUGCGGACGUCGGCCGUCGCCGUGCUCGGCGAGCUCCGCGCGCUCAAGAAGCCCGACGGCGCCACGGGGUUGCCCACGGACGAGGCCUUGUUCGACGGCGACUGGCUCAUGGAGAAGAUCGGCAAGCGCCUCUCGGAGCUCUACCUCACCAUGUCCUACUACCUCUACCGCAUCACCAUCGUCGCGGCGUUCGAGCGACUCGCGCACGAUGACGUCGCGGCCGAGCACAUGGAGACCAUCGUCCUCUUCCUCGUCGACGGCGCCCGCGACGACGUGCCCAACGUGCGCUUCACGGCCGUCAAGGCGCUCGAGACCGUGAGCCUCCACGCGAACGACCGCCUCGUCGCGAACUUCAUCAAGCCCGUGCUCAACGAGCUCCUGGCGAACGACACGGACGCGGACGUCCGGAACUACGUCAAGGGCGCCAUCGCCGCGCUCUAGAAACGGGCGCAAACGUCCCCAAGACCCAGGGACGCCAGCGCACCGAAAAAACACGACCUCCGGCGCGCCGGCGCGCGGCGUCCGCCACCGCGCCGCGCGCGCCGCGGCGGGGCCCACGACCGGGCCCGGCCCUCAACGCGCGACCACACCUUCGCAUCAACCUCCGGGACCGCCCCGGCCGGCGUCGCGCCGGUCCAUAUAAAGGCGACCCCUCC
Molecule: messenger RNA, 2270 nt
Organism: Aureococcus anophagefferens
Lineage: Eukaryota; Pelagophyceae; Pelagomonadales; Pelagomonadaceae
Exons: 3
Coding region: 1-2055 (684 amino acids)
Biological process (GO): protein dephosphorylation
Cellular component (GO): cytoplasm; protein phosphatase type 2A complex
Molecular function (GO): protein phosphatase regulator activity
Source: RefSeq, a predicted model, not a curated record